AUGGAUCAAUUAUCUGAGGAUAUAAUUGUCAAUAUAUUCUCAAAUUUACAGGCGAAAAUCGUUCUAGAAUUAAGGUGCAUCUGUAAACAAUGGCGUCGAAUCAUCAACGGAAGUUGUUUUGGGCCACAACUGGCAGAGAAGCACUUGAAGAAAGGCAUAGAAGACCCCAUACUUUUACAUCAUAGUAAUAAGCCUUCUGAAUCCCAUGAUAACCCUAAUAAUAAUAGUCCCUACAUAGAAUGGGAAGAUUGGAAAGAUGGGAACAAUAGUGAUCAACAAAGCGUUUUGGAGAUUAAUUUGAAGCUAUUUCCAUGGCCUUCUUCUUCUACUGCAAAACCAAGUAAUAAAGACAAAUUCUUAUAUGAGAGCUCUGCCAGUGGUAUUCUUUGCUUCACAAGAAAAACAUCCCAAGACGAUCACUGUAGUAAGACGUCCAAACCCUAUUUGGUUAACCCUUUGAGAAAAGAGGUUUUAGAAUUACCACCUUUAAACCUAGAACCACUAAAUUCAUCCCAAAAGCGCUAUUUAUCGUACGGAUUCGGAUUUGAUAAAUCACUGAGAAAGUGCAAGGUUGUAUGUUUUGUUCUCGAUGUGAGUGGUGAUAUCGUAGAUUCUAUGAUUUACUACACACUAAAUCAACAAAAAGAAUCAUCAUCAUCAAAAUGGAUUCAACUCACCAAAUCACAACCUAAAUGUGUUCCGUUCCCAAGCCCUAUAUGUAUUGAUGGAGUUGUUUAUUGGUCUUGUUGUUAUGAUAAUACUUAUAUGAUCAUGGCCUUUCAUCUGGAGAAGGAAGAAUUUAGAUUGGUUUCUUUGCCAUUAAAGCUUGAAGAUUAUUCUCCUGCUAUUUUUGAAUUGAUUGAUCUCAAUAGAGGAGUUCUGGGUUUUGCGGAUUUAUCGUCUACAAAUCACAUUGAGAUAUGGAAUUUGAAUGAGAAGGAAAAUUGGAUUAAAAUGUACAGAUGUGAAGUGAGACCACCAUAUCUUUGGCCUAAUAGAUUUCAUCCAUAUCGAGUUUUAGGGCCAUGGAAGAAUGGUGAAUUAUUACUACGUUUUCUUGAUCAGAGUAUCAUGACAUAUAAUCCAAACACUAAUACAUUUAAAUACUUCAGUGUUCCACUACUUCAAGAAGAUGAGAAUACACGAUACUAUAGCUACUCGCCAAGCCUGCUUUCUCUUUCAUGGUUUCAAGACCAGCUGUUGGAAUAA
Messenger RNA from Humulus lupulus (European hop), 1209 nucleotides. RefSeq names its product putative F-box protein At1g12855. Gene Ontology annotation, molecular function: protein binding. The transcript has a single exon. The record is from RefSeq and is a predicted model, not a curated record. Lineage: Eukaryota; Viridiplantae; Streptophyta; Magnoliopsida; Rosales; Cannabaceae. Bases 1 to 1209 code for a protein of 402 amino acids.